Messenger RNA from Coprinopsis cinerea okayama7#130, 1857 nucleotides. RefSeq lists its product as hypothetical. The record is from RefSeq and is a predicted model, not a curated record. NCBI's taxonomy places the organism in Eukaryota, Fungi, Basidiomycota, Agaricomycetes, Agaricales, Psathyrellaceae. Bases 1 to 1857 code for a protein of 618 amino acids. The transcript has 12 exons.
AUGCCUCCCAAGAAGUCCGCUACCCCCAAGACCCCUGCCUCACGGAAUGCGUCGAGCACUCAGCAGGCGCAGUCCACGGCGAAAAAAACCUCCCAAAAAAAGGCUACCGUCAAGUCCAAGGCAUUGGUCUCCGACAGUGAUCAUUCGGAGUCGAACACCCCCAACGUCCCUUCGGCUCCUGAGCUGCCCUCCACGCCCACCCCCAACCACGGACGAUCACUUCGCAAAAGGCCUGCCGCUACCCCGGUAACACCUUCCCAAGCGCUGCAAAAGUUGUCUCUUGGGCAAGAGUCUCCGACCAAAAAGGCGAGAACUACGUCCACUCCAAGUCCUAUGAAGCGGACUGCAAAAGGGUCGUCGACAUCAGCAUCCAAGCGCCCGACUUCUCCGGUUAAGACAGCUUCCUCUUCUGCUCCUACAAAGCACAAGGUCACUAGGAAGACCGCUGCCAGUAGCGGGCCACAGACCAAGGCGUCGGCUAGGUUGAUGGAUGAUAACGACACUUUUGUUGUUGAAGACGACGAAGACGAUGAAGACGGCGCAGAGGAGUACCAGCCUGAGGAGGAUUGUUCUGAAGGCGACUACGAAGAGGAAGCUGUCGCUACUGAAGACGACAUGGAAGGCGACGGCGAGGAUGAAGAGGGUGUUGAAGAGGUCGACGGGGAGGAGUCCGGUGAAGAAGCUGAAGUACUGAGUGGAUCUGAGCAGGAGGACGUUGAGGAUGACGUCGAUGAGGAGGAUGACGGAGAGGGAUCCGUGGAAGGGUCUCCAGAGGAGGAUGGGGAGGAAGAAGAUGUUGACGGAGAGGAAGAAGACGAAGAACCGGUCUACGAGCCAGGUGCCUUUUAUCCUAGACCUUUGGCAGACAACGAAGAAUACAUGAACCUUGACGCCCUCAAGGAUCGCAAUGCUCCCGAUGGUUUCUAUCCAGAUGAAAGUCUGAAUAUUUACCGAUUGCGCCCCGGCACCAUCGAGUCCCGUACCAGUAACGAGGCUAUGAAUCUCGCGCCUUCGGCGAUCCUCAAAGCUCUGCCGCAGCUUGAUCCUGACGUUUUCUGGGGUGUUCUCAUGUUCUCCAACUGGAAGAAUGUCGUCGGAUUAGCUCGCUCGCCUGUGGGCCUCACUGGGUGCAGGCCUUAUGAACGGGAGAACAUCGAGAUGACUGUCAGGGGCCGGGGAACCGCCCUGUGUGUCGUUUCUGGUGUUGUACAAGAGAGUAAUCUCUUCUCCCCUCGUCAAUGGACUAGCACCAACCCAAACGAGAGGCAAGAGUUCGUCAGCUACAACAUUUUGGUCAACCCUUUAAGCUUCGAACGUUCUCGUAUCCAAGCCCAUACGGUGAUGUCCAUGAACAACUUCACCAUGAAGUCUACCGAACACAAAGGAGGUCUCAAUUUGACAACAAUGUCGGCCAAGAUAGGUGCUACUCCAGUUAAGAGAGAACCCAAUGCGUUUUUCGACCUCGCUGCCACCAUGGUCAACACAGCUGCGUCGGGAUAUGGUACCCUCUCUCCUCGACGCUUCAGUGACAAAAUUCCCAUUUAUGACGCCACCUCCGUGAAGGGGUUCCGUUUGGAGGACCACUUGGAUGACUUGAGCGGUACGCUGCCCGAAUGGCCGCAAGGCAAGGAGAUUCCUGUGAUGUCCUUCGUGGUCGCAGGGUAUAUCGUUCGCCAUGCCAUGGGGGCCAACAACAAGAAGUGGCUAUUGAACACCUAUAUCCAGUGGUUGAUCGUCCUUGCUGACAAGGAACAGGUCCCCAAGGAGCUACCAAAGGCCACCAAAGCCAAGGUUCCUGUGAAGUCAAAGGCGACGGCGAAGACACCCAAGAAGGCGACGAAGUCAUCGAAAGUAUAG